AUGCAAGACCCCACUUCGGUCGUGCUCCUCAAGCCGCUCAUGACGAGCCCAGAUGUUCCACAUUUUACUCUUCGGGCAAUUGCUCUUGGUAUCUACGCUGUGCGAGUUGCACUCAGUUCCGAGGCUGAAAGCGCUUUACCGGACUGGAUCCCAGUAAACAGUCGUCCUUGCGCCGUGCGGUUGUCUGGCCAAAUGAGGGUCAAUAUGGAUCGAUGCGGGAAACGACUUUUGUUUGUCGCAUCAGCAAACGCCCCAACAGAUAGCAGUUCUGAGACUGAGAAGGACGAGUUUUAUCAAGAUCUGCCACGACUGAUCCGCCGAACCAUUGUACAUCGGACGGAAGAAAUACGAAACACGUUAAAUCCAAACUGGAAACAAAUGGUGCUCCCAACACGAGUUUUGGUCAACGGGGAUCACGACCGAGAGGCACUGAUUGGGGAAGUGAGCACAACAGUCAACGAACUUCUCCGCAUAUAUCACAGUGAAUUACGAAUUCUCAACCUGGUUCAUCCGAAAAAGGCGAGACGACAGAAACACUACACCAAUUCCGGAGUGUUGCACUUGAAUCUGGUUAAAAUAGAGAAGGUAUACAGCUUUCUGGACUAUGUACAAGGAGGGACGGAGUUGAGUUGCUGCAUAGCCAUCGAUUUCACGGCCAGUAACGGAAGUCCUCAAGUUCCCGAUACGCUUCACUACAGUACAAUUAAUCAUCCCUCUCAAUAUGCAAUGGCUUUACAAGCAGUGGGCGAAGUCAUUAGUGAUUAUGACAGCGACAAUUUGUUUCCGGCAUUCGGAUUUGGUGCUUGCGUUCCCCCGGACAACGUAGUUUCGCACUGCUUCCCUCUCAACGGUCACAUUGAUAACCCAUACUGUGAAGGGAUUCAGGGCGCCAUGGCAGCGUAUGCUCACUCCCUGAGAACCGUGAAGUUUCAUGGCCCAACAAACUUUGCACCAAUCAUCAACACGGUCGCCAGCAUCGCUCGCCAGGCUGAACCGGGAACACAAUACUCCAUUCUGCUCAUUUUGACAGACGGAAUUAUUUCAGAUUUGCCGCAAACCAGAGCAGCAAUCGUGAACGCCUCUUCACUCCCUCUUAGCAUUAUCAUCGUUGGUGUAGGCCCUGCCAACUUUGAUGAAAUGGAAGAGCUAGAUGGCGAUGAAAUUCGGUUAACUUCACGAGGUCGAGCUGCAGUCCGGGACAUUGUUCAGUUCGUACCCUUCCGUGACUUUCACGAUGCAUAUUCCGUCAAAGAAAGCAAACGCCGUCUAUCCAAGGCCGUUUUGGCCGAAAUACCCGACCAACUCGUUUCCUAUAUGCGUAUGCAAGGUAUCAAACCGCUUCACAGUCCCAACUUGGGAUUCAAAGGUAGCGGAUUCAAUGGAGACUGUCAGGAGGAUACGAAUCAGACGGGUACAUAUAGUUCACCCAAGACGGUUGUCCCUAGUGCCCCACCGGAAUACUGAACUUGACUCUACCGGCUAUGCCGUUCAAGUGAUUGAAAAAAUAACUUUCUUCAACUAUUUUUUGUACUGGUGCAUACUUUUACAGGCUUCCGGGAUCAUUUCACAAAUAGUGAUUUGCACAGAAAAAGGAAGCUUACUGUUUCUAGUCCGUACAUUGACCUAUGAAUGAAUGAAUGAAUUUAUGAAUGUGGUAUCUUGAUCAGUAUCAUCAAUCCCCGUGACUUAUGUGGUCGAGGAUUAUUGGACUCAUACAAAAGUGACCCUACUCUGUACUAUUUUAUCGUGGUAUGCACUUUUCAUUCCUUGUUGCUUCUCUAUUCAGUUGACCAAUAAUUUACGUUGUAUGUGAUGAGGAUCAGGCGUACUUCCUUACUACGCGCCCUCCCCACAUCUACCAGGUCUUGUUGAUUCUAUUUCCACAUUGUCAUGAUGUGAUGUAUAUUCCUUGUAAAUCUCCUCCAAGAGCCUGCAUUUUGUUGUGAAUGAGGAACUUUGAGCCAGUUUUGGUGAUAUCAAGUUCGCACUUUAUAUCAGUGUUGAUGCGGUUUUAUCAACGAGAGAUUCUCUGGCAAACUCACUGUGGGUACCAGGAAGAAUUUUAUAGCUGUGUUUUCCAGUUGUAUCAGCA
Molecule: messenger RNA, 2092 nt
Organism: Opisthorchis viverrini
Lineage: Eukaryota; Metazoa; Platyhelminthes; Trematoda; Opisthorchiida; Opisthorchiidae
Exons: 11
Coding region: 1-1464 (487 amino acids)
Biological process (GO): cellular response to calcium ion
Cellular component (GO): plasma membrane
Molecular function (GO): calcium-dependent phospholipid binding
Source: RefSeq, a predicted model, not a curated record